AUGAAGAAAAGCGAUAACGAAAAGAAAUUUAAAGAAAUUACAAUCUACCCAGAUAGAGAACUAUUAGUUUGGGAAAAAUGGAUUCAAAUUAGGAAGGAGGAAACACAACAUUUAGCAGCGAAAACUAAUAGACCACCAGUAGAUUUAGCUAUGAACUUAUUGGAAAAAGUGCGAGAGGACAAAGAAAGAAAAGAAGUAUUAGAACAUGCUCAAAUUGAAACGAAACCCACUGUAAGAGGUCGUUUAUGGGAACAACCACUUAGAUUAAAGCAGCGAUGUUACUGUGAACCAGUCUAUGAAGUUCAGCGAACGAGAGCUGAAAUGGGCAAGCCCAGAAUUAUACAACAUAUUGGAGUACCCAAGUAUAUUCAGGAAACUGAGAAAGGUAUUAGUGGAGUAUCAGAAAAAAAGUCGUGUUCAAAUAUCGAUCACGAGUACAAAAAAUAUAGAGAUGAAAGAGAAAAAACCCUCAAGGAAAAGAUAGAUAAAAUUGAUCCUUACCGGCCAGAAAUAAAAGACCUAUUUAUACUAGGGAGUAAGCCGAAACCGCCUCCUCCAAAGAUACCAGACUUACCUAAGAUCAUUCUUUCUACGGUAAUGAGUCAUGGUAACUCCGCUGUCAGUUCUAUCUAUGCACUUAAAGUGAACAAUACAAUUUUUGUUAAGGAUAUACCAGAUCAAAAAAUUCCAAGCGCCUUAAAGGCUAUGCAAAAAGAACUAAGCCACGAAUGGUGCAACACAUGGUCUUAUUAUUUUAAUACACCAGUUAACAGAGCUGGAAGAUGUAAGCUGUUCCUAAAAAAUGUUGGCACUGUAAUGUUACGAUAUUGUUGGAAAAAGAUUAAGCGAUCUCUUCCUUUCAUACCGGAACAACCGUUCGAGCAAGUCUUCUUUUUUAACAAAAACGAAGACACUAUCUAUCCUGGUCAAGAAAAAAUUAUUUUUUUCACUUUCAUAUCUGACAAACCAGGUAUCUAUAGUGAAAUUUGGGAACUCAGUACUUGCAAUAUUUGCCUAUUCGAUACUAUAGCUGAAAAAAUUAUAAUCAAUUUGAACGCCGACUCCGUAGAAAAUAUAGAAAGAACAAGAAGAAAGGCAUACAAAUUAGACGUUAAAAUUAAACAUGUUGCUAUAAGAAACUACAUCUUACAUUUAUUGCAUGAGGUCGUUACGAACGCUACGUGCAUACAACCGCAGCCGUAUCCAUACAAGAAAUAUCUUCUAGAACGAGAGUUGUUUAUCAUGAAAAAUCCAAUUUACUACUAUCAUCAAACCGAAGUUCUACAUCUACACGAUUUAUAUACUGAAAUGUUACCUGGAGAAUCGUGGGACCUCUCCAUUGUAAGCUGGAGGGCCGCAAUGAUGGAGAAAAUGUAUGACGAUAGAAUGAAAUACUUUGAACUCCUUAAGAAAUCACAUCUUCAUCUUUUAAAACCCUGGUUCGAAGGAGAAGAGCUUUUGAAAGAAAAAUAUAGGGCUGUUAAUUUAUUGCUUGGUCAGUUAGCCGACAAAUUUGACUCAGAAUAUUUAAAAUUAUACGAACUUAUGAGGCGCGAUGUGCCUGGAGAAGCUCAUGUGUCUGCUAUGAGUACUUUAUCUAUUGCUUCAUUGGAUUCUGAUAUAAGCUCCACAAUUCGUAACAUAUUGUAUGUACGAAUGUACGAACAUCUAGCUUUCACAAUAGAAAUGUGUGCAGGAGUUUUGAGCGGUUUAGAUUUGAACAGAUGGAUACAAUUUGAUUUCUGUCGCUAA
Messenger RNA from Zerene cesonia (dogface butterfly), 1752 nucleotides. Its product is annotated as MYCBP-associated protein-like. The transcript is spliced from 2 exons. NCBI's taxonomy places the organism in Eukaryota, Metazoa, Arthropoda, Insecta, Lepidoptera, Pieridae. The record is from RefSeq and is a predicted model, not a curated record. The coding region runs from base 1 to 1752 and encodes 583 amino acids.